AACUGUUCCCACUUCAACUAGUUUCGCUAAACAGCUGAUAUUCAGCUAUUUUGACAUUUUGGACAAGCAAUUUUAUAUACACAUAGAUUUUAAGGGCCACGACAAAUUCUGAGUGCUUUACAGUUCACACCCUUCACCUGCUCGUAUGGAAAUCACGAACCAGUCGAAAGCUACUUCGCCCCACUUACCCACCGCAAUCUUCGUUGCCGAUCUUCACGUUUUCUUAUUUGCAACCCACAACGGUGUGGCGAUACAAAUCGGGCUAUAAUCUUUAGUCAACACGGACGGUAACACACAAAAUUUGUUUGAGCGUUUCUGUCGCCCGGUUGAAAUUCUGCUAAACGUCAUCAAAACUUAUUACCUAAUCGAAAGAAACAUGUCUGUGUUCGAAAGUGUAGAAAAAGGGCCAGCCAUUGAAGUGUUUGCACUGAAUCGUGCUUUCCUGGAUGAUACUGCUACCAAAAAGGCUAAUCUAGCUAUAGGUGCUUACCGCACGAAUGAGGGUAAGCCAUGGGUCUUUCCGGUGGUGCGUAAAACAGAGAUUAAAAUUGCCAGCGAUGAUACAAUCAAUCACGAAUAUCUACCAGUAUUGGGCAAUGAUGCAUUUACAAAGGCCGCCGUAGGCUUAUUGUUGGGUGAGAAUUCAGCCGCUAUUGCUGAAAAGCGCGCUAUUGGCAUUCAGACACUCUCCGGCACAGGCGCUCUACGUAUUGGUGCACAAUUUCUGCGUGUCAUUCUUGAUCGCCGCGUAGCUUAUUAUUCAAAUCCCACAUGGGAGAAUCAUCAUAAAGUAUUUUUGGAUGCUGGUUUUGAAACACUACGCUCCUACCGUUAUUGGGAUCAAGAGAAACGUAAAAUUGAUUUCGAGGGUCUUUUAGCUGAUUUGGAGGCGGCGCCUGAGGGUGCUGUUAUCAUAUUACACGCCUGCGCACACAAUCCCACCGGCUAUGAUCCAACACAAGAACAAUGGAAACAAAUUGCCGAUGUUAUGGAACGCAAGAAACUGUACCCAUUCUUAGAUUCGGCUUAUCAAGGUUUUGCCAGCGGUGAUCCAGGGAAAGAUGCUUGGGCUGUGCGUUAUUUUGUGGAUCGUGGCUUUGAGCUGUUCGUUGCACAAUCCUUUGCCAAGAACUUUGGUCUUUAUUGUGAGCGUGUUGGUAACUUGACAGUGGUGCAACGUAAUGCUGCUUCUUCGGAAGCUGUUGCUUCCCAAUUCACUCUGUUGGUGCGUGGCAUGUACUCAAAUCCACCAGCCUUUGGCAGUCGUAUUGUCGCAACAAUUUUGAACACCCCGGAAUUGCGUAAGGAAUGGAUGGAAUGCAUUGAAACGAUGUCUGGACGCAUCAUCAAAAUGCGCAAAGCUCUCUUCGAACGUCUUACAGAACUGCAAACCCCCGGCACUUGGGAUCACAUUGUUUCCCAAAUCGGCAUGUUCUCCUACACAGGCUUGAAUGAGAAACAAGUACGCGUGCUCAUCGAUGAAUUCCAUAUUUAUUUGCUGAAAUCCGGACGCAUCAAUAUGUGUGGUCUCAAUGAGAAUAAUGUCGAUUAUGUUGCACAAGCCAUACACACGGCUGUAACAAAAGCUUAAAAUAAUAUGGUAUAUAACAAAAAUUUGAUACAAGCAUUUACAAAUGCAUUACAAAAGCAAACAAGAAGUGACAAGAAUUAUAGAAACUGCGAAGAUAGUUGGUGACUUAGUAAAUUUAUUGUUUGCAAACAAAAUGGCAAUAUUUAAAGGCUUUCAAACGUGUACACAUAAAUCUUAUUAGGGAAUGUUUAUACGUUAUAUAAGUAUAUACAAAUAUACACAUGUAUAUGCAUAAGAGAUGCUAUAGAUAUAUAUAUAUAUAUACAUAUGUACAUGAAUGCAUAGUCAACAUGUCCAGUAUCAAGCGAAUUACAAUAAUAAAAUAUAUAACUAACAAACCUCCUCUCCCCACUGAGCAUACCAAAAGAAAAAAAAACCCUAAGUAAUCAGCAGAAUUUAUUUUGUAUUAGUAAUGCAGUAAAUGCAGAACCGAAAAACAAAGUAAAAUACAAA
Ceratitis capitata (Mediterranean fruit fly) is the source of this 2044-nucleotide messenger RNA. RefSeq names its product probable aspartate aminotransferase, cytoplasmic (gene Got1). Gene Ontology annotation, molecular function: L-aspartate:2-oxoglutarate transaminase activity; pyridoxal phosphate binding. Lineage: Eukaryota; Metazoa; Arthropoda; Insecta; Diptera; Tephritidae. The transcript is spliced from 8 exons. The record is from RefSeq and is a predicted model, not a curated record. Gene Ontology annotation, biological process: L-aspartate biosynthetic process. The coding region runs from base 377 to 1591 and encodes 404 amino acids. Gene Ontology annotation, cellular component: cytosol.